This is a messenger RNA of Apis cerana (Asiatic honeybee), 1231 nucleotides long. It is a transcript of the gene Unc50, whose product is annotated as Unc50 RNA binding protein. NCBI's taxonomy places the organism in Eukaryota, Metazoa, Arthropoda, Insecta, Hymenoptera, Apidae. Gene Ontology annotation, cellular component: Golgi membrane. The record is from RefSeq and is a predicted model, not a curated record.
AGUAAAUAAAAUGAUAGGAAUUAUUAAAGUUUUAAUUCUUUAAUAAUUAAUAAUCUUUAAAAUUUUUCCAUUAUAUAUACCUAUAUGUAUAAUUUUUUUUUAUUGAAAUCGAGAAUUUAAAAAUAUAUAAAUAUAUUAAAAAAUUAUAAUUAUUCAUAAAAAUAUAUAUAAAAAAAGAUAUAAUAAUAAAUUUAUUAUUAUUAUUGAUAUAUUUUUUUAUGUUUGAUUUUAAAUAUAAUAUUUAAUUUUUUUAAAUACAAGUUAAUAUUAAAAUAUUGCUAUCUAUUUAACAAUCAUAAAAUACUAUAAAUAUAAAAAAUUGAAAUAUAGAUUGAAUAGAAUUUAGCUAAUAGCCAUCGUUGUUCAAAUAAUCUUGAUUUUAAAUAUAUAACAUUUUAAAAUGAAAUAUUCUACAUCACCACCAGUAAGUAGGUGUAAUUCUCCUGGUCCUAGUGAAACAAAUUCAAAUUUACCCAUGCCAGUAACUUACAGGCAAGAUUGUAUGGGUGCAGCAACAAAAUGUUACAAGUAUUUAAGAAAAUUAUUAAAAUUUGAACAAAUGGAUUUUGAAUUCGCUUUAUGGCAAAUGAUUUUUUUAUUUAUAUCACCACAAAAAGUAUAUAGAAAUUUUCAAAGUAGAAAACAAACAAAAUCUCAAUUUGCAAGAGAUGAUCCUGCAUUUUUGGUGUUAUUAAUGUGUUGUCUAUGUAUAUCUUCUGUUGGUUUUACCAUAGUUUUGGGAUUAGGAUUUCUUCAAUUUAUAAAAUUAUUAUUUUAUAUGAUAUUUAUUGAUUAUCUUGCAGCUGGUUUGAUAGUAGCUACAAUAUUUUGGUUUAUAACAAAUCAUUAUUUAAGAAUUGAUAAAACUCAGGAUGUAGAAUGGGGUUAUGCAUUUGAUAUACAUUUAAAUGCAUUUUUUCCACCUUUAAUUAUACUCCAUAUCGUACAAUUAUUUUUAUACAAAGGUUUUAUAAAUUAUGAUACAUUUUCAUCACGAUUUGUUGGAAACACAAUCUGGUUAAUAGCUGUUAGUUACUACAUUUACAUAACAUUCUUAGGUUACACAAGUAUGGAAAUAAUUCAUAAGACACAUAUGAUAUUAUCAACAUUACCAAUAAUAUUACUGAUAUACAUUAUGACAUUAUGUGCAGGAAUUAACAUUAGUCAUUUAGUUAUGGAAUUUUAUCAUUAUCGAGUUGUUUAAAUAAAAUUUAUGCUUUUAUUACAAAAA